AAUAGAAGAUUAUCAAUUACUAAGGGACUUGAUGCUUGUCUGCCCCAUUCGCCAAAACUUUUAUUAAUGAAAGAGUGAAAGAAUGUUCAUGCCGCAAACAAAGAAGAUGAGGUGUCAAUCUGAUAGACAAGUCAAAAGGCAAUCCACUUUUCACGAGGAACGUAUCAUUUCUAGGGAAUAAGUGAGCGUGAUCAUCAGAUUUUAUUCAUAGAUAUGGAAUUGCAAUGGACACUCCUAUUUUUGUAAGCUCAGAUAGUGGACAGGCCUACAUAUUUCCAGUGAUGACGACCAAUAUCAUUGUAUACCUCUUAAAGUUGAGAUUCUAGGGAAUCUGGAGCACAACUCCUGAUAUCAUGAAUGCCUUCAGCACUUCAGGUUGCAAAUAUAAAUAGGGCAUGAACCUGCGCCCAUCAGUUCACCCAAGUUCACAUUUGAGGCCAAGCCAGCUUCUUUGCACCUUAAGAGCGCAAAGCCUAUAAGUAGAGCCCAACCAGUUUUUUUUUACCUACAACCUCAAAAUUAUCAUUCCUCACUAACCAUGUCAAGGGACCCACUAGUAGUAGGACAUGUUGUUGGCGACAUUUUAGAUCCUUUUAUCAAAUCAGCCUCACUUAAGGUUCUGUACAACAAUAAGGAACUGACCAAUGGAUCUGAGCUCAAGCCGUCACAAGUAGCAAAUGAACCAAGGGUCGAAAUAGCUGGGCGCGACAUGAGGAACCUCUACACUCUGGUGAUGGUGGAUCCAGACUCUCCAAGUCCAAGCAACCCAACAAAAAGAGAAUACCUUCAUUGGUUGGUGACAGACAUCCCAGAAUCAACAAAUGCUAGCUAUGGAAAUGAAAUUGUCAGUUAUGAAAAUCCAAAGCCAACUGCUGGAAUACAUCGCUUUGUCUUUGUACUUUUCCGCCAAUCUGUCCAGCAAACUGUUUAUGCUCCAGGAUGGAGACCGAAUUUCAACACUAGAGACUUUUCAGCACUUUAUAAUCUUGGACCUCCUGUGGCUGCUGUGUUCUUCAAUUGUCAAAGGGAGAAUGGGUGUGGAGGCAGACGGUAUAUUAGAUAA
Messenger RNA from Setaria italica (foxtail millet), 1063 nucleotides. RefSeq names its product protein FLOWERING LOCUS T. The transcript is spliced from 4 exons. The record is from RefSeq and is a predicted model, not a curated record. NCBI's taxonomy places the organism in Eukaryota, Viridiplantae, Streptophyta, Magnoliopsida, Poales, Poaceae. Bases 539 to 1063 code for a protein of 174 amino acids.